UGCGGCGGCAGACGGUGGGUAGCAGAGAUGUAAUUCACAUUCACACAUGGUGAAUUGAGAGCAGCCACCAAGAACUUUCGUCCCGACCAGAUUCUUGGAGAGGGAGGGUUCGGAAUCGUCUACAAAGGUGUUAUAGAUGAAACCGUCAGGCCAGGUUUCAGUUCCUCUCUGGUCGCUGUCAAAGCGUUGAACCCUGAUGGCUUACAGGGGGAUAGGGAGUGGUUGACUGAAGUGAACUAUCUUGGGCAGCUUAGCCAUCCAAACCUUGUCAAACUUAUUGGCUACUGUUGUGAGGAUAUGCACAGGCUACUGGUCUAUGAAUACAUGGCAUGUGGAAGCCUCGAAAAGCACCUGUUCCGACGGUUAUGUCUUACAAUGCCGUGGUCUACUCGAAUAAAGAUUGCCUUAGGUGCUGCAAAAGGGCUUGCCUUCCUUCAUGGUGCCAGAAGACCUAUUAUCUAUCGUGACUUCAAGACAUCCAAUAUAUUGCUUGAUGCUGAUUACAAUGCAAAGCUGUCAGACUUUGGGCUGGCAAAGGAAGGACCUAUGGGAGAUGAAACACAUGUUUCUACUCGGGUGAUGGGCACCUAUGGCUAUGCAGCUCCUGAGUACGUAAUGACUGGUCAUUUAACCGCCAAAAGUGAUGUGUAUGGUUUCGGAGUUGUGCUUCUUGAGAUGCUGAUUGGAAGGAGAGCAAUGGACAAGAGCAGGCCAAGCCGAGAGCACAACCUGGUAGAGUGGGCUCGCCCACUCCUCAUCCACAACAAGAAGUUGCUGAAGAUAACAGAUCCAAGAAUGGAAGGUCAGUAUACGGUUAAAACCUUACAGAAGGUGGCUAACAUAGCAUACCAAUGCCUUAGCCAGAAUCCAAAAGGGAGACCAGCCAUGAGCCAGGUAGUCGAGACCCUGGAAAGCCUCCAGGACCUGCCUGAGACCACACAAGAUUUGCAGCUGCAGGGCAGUGAGACUGCUGUCACCCUCUAUGAGGUUCCUAAAGAAACAGGUGCCAUUGUCAAUGGGCAUAAACCCAAUGGUGCACGAGAAGAGGGUAAUAAAAACUCAAGCACGACAAGAGAAAGCAGAAAUGGAGGAAGGAGAAGUAGGACGAGGCCAGCAAAUGGAAGAAGUAAGAGUGAACCCCCUAAGGAACUACAGUUAUUCAUCCCGUCGCCAGAUUCUGAUGGCCCUUCCCCACCUUCUACUUGUAAGGCAAAUGCAAAGCCAUUAAUUGAUGAGAUUGAUAUGCAUAAUAACUCCAAUAAUAUUUGACAGAUACUGUCGAGGCGGUCUGUUGAAGAUGCCUUCAGUACUUCUUAAUAUAUAAAGUGUUUAAAAUUCACAACCA
Asparagus officinalis (garden asparagus) is the source of this 1345-nucleotide messenger RNA. Its product is annotated as probable serine/threonine-protein kinase PBL17. Gene Ontology annotation, biological process: protein phosphorylation. Bases 298 to 1269 code for a protein of 323 amino acids. The transcript has 6 exons. The record is from RefSeq and is a predicted model, not a curated record. NCBI's taxonomy places the organism in Eukaryota, Viridiplantae, Streptophyta, Magnoliopsida, Asparagales, Asparagaceae. Gene Ontology annotation, molecular function: protein kinase activity; ATP binding.